AUGUUGACAAUCACUAACGUUACCUGGCUGGACCUACUAUGCCUUACUGGUGUUGGAGUUUAUCUGGUAAAGCAGGUGGUCACCAAGAAGAAUCCUGCACCAUAUCCACCUGGUCCCCGGGGGUGGCCUCUCAUUGGCAAUGUUUUAGAUAUGCCUCGCGUCAAUCCCUGGGUCGCAUUUACUGAGUGGGGUCAGCAGUAUGGUGAUAUCACGCAUAUCGAGGUUCUGGGUCGGCACAUUAUUGUGCUAAACUCUGUCAAGAUUGCAAUGGAAAUGAUGGACAGAAAAAGCACCUUGUACUCUGACCGUCCUGUUUUUCCUAUGGUUGGUGAACUUGUUGGUUGGAAGGACUCUUUGGCUUUCCUCUCACAUGGUGACCAACUUCGCCGACAACGCAGGAACUUACAGCGCGUCAUCGGCAGUCGCGCCGCAGUGGACGUAUACAACGCGAUUGAGGAGGUUGAGACUCUUCGAUUCCUGAAGUGUGUGCUUGCGAAACCAGAUCGACUGCGGGAGCACAUCCGACACACUACUGGUGCUAUCAUUCUGCGCAUCUCUCACGGUUAUGAAGUGAAAGAGAAUGAUGAUCCCUUUGUUGACCUUGCAGACCGCGUUACAACCGAAGUCUCGCAGGGUCAGCUCGGUACCUUUUUGGUUGAUAUUUUACCAUUUCUGGUAAAGGUCCCCGCGUGGUUCCCCGGUGCUGGCUUCAAGCGCAUAGCACGUGAAUGGCGUGGAGCCCUCGAAGAGAUGGUUUCUGCACCCCACGAUUUCGUCAAGGACCAGAUGGCUGCUGGCACCGCCCCCACGUCUUUUACCUCGAAUCUCUUAGAAGGCAGUAAUAUAUCUGCGGAAGAGGACCACACUGUGAAAUGGUCUGCUUUUUCCCUAUACGCCGGUGGUUCCGACACGACUGUUUCUGCCCUAUACUCGUUUUUUCUAGCUAUGACACUUUUCCCUGAUGUGCAGAAGAAAGCUCAGGCUGAAAUAGAUGCGGUUGUCGGUCCUGAUCGUCUUCCCUCCUUCGCUGACCGCGACUACCUCCCCUAUACUGAGGCGCUUGUCAAAGAAGUUCUGCGUUGGAGCGUUGUCAUUCCCACCGGUAUACCCCACUGUGUGACCAAGGACGAUAUCCAUGACGGGUACUACAUUCCAAAAGGCUCCUUAGUAAUGCCUAACAUUUCGUUCAUGCUCAACGAUCCACGAACAUAUGCUAACCCUUCGCAGUUCAAUCCUGAACGCUUCUUGGCUAAGGAUGGAAAGGAGCCUGAGACGGAGCCUCGCACGAUUUGCUUUGGCUUUGGUAGACGUAUCUGCCCAGGUGUGUCCGACUCGCAUCAAUUAACCAACAAUAUUCUGACGUUUGCUUGCUUUUCAUGUACAGGCAUCUACCUUGCUGAAGCCUCCAUUUGGAUAUCCACUGCGAUGUCACUAGCCGUAUUUGAUAUUUCCAAGGUUAUCGAGAAUGGUGUCGAGAUCACCCCCGAGGUUGAACCCUUACCAGGUGGGAUCAGCCACCCCAAACCCUUCAAGUGUUCUAUUAAGCCUCGAUCUGCAACUGCCCUUGGGCUUAUUGAACAAGAUGCUAACUAA
Suillus subaureus is the source of this 1593-nucleotide messenger RNA. Its product is annotated as cytochrome P450. Bases 1 to 1593 code for a protein of 530 amino acids. The record is from RefSeq and is a predicted model, not a curated record. NCBI's taxonomy places the organism in Eukaryota, Fungi, Basidiomycota, Agaricomycetes, Boletales, Suillaceae. Gene Ontology annotation, molecular function: monooxygenase activity; iron ion binding; heme binding. The transcript is spliced from 10 exons.